Messenger RNA from Ambispora gerdemannii, 791 nucleotides. The record is from the annotation of a GenBank genome assembly. NCBI's taxonomy places the organism in Eukaryota, Fungi, Glomeromycota, Glomeromycetes, Archaeosporales, Ambisporaceae.
CGGAUUGUCCAACGACUUUUAAAGUAGCUCAAUGUACUCCUUGCCAAACCACUGUUUAUCAACUCGAUGUCCGCUCGAACCCUAAAGAUGACACAUCCUCGUUGACUUGUGAUCAUCUUGGUCGAUUUACAGAUUUUUUUGAGGAUAAACCUGGUGGUGGUGAAAUGACUGCUGCAGAUGUCGAAAAUUUGGUUGCAGACUUUUGUAAAUUGGAUAAUCCUUGUCCAUCGAGUGUCUCGACUGUUGGAUAUCAAAAGCUUCAAAAAAAUUGUGCCAAAGAAAUCGCGGGAUCUAAUAACGAUAUGAUGGAUAUUGCUCUUGGUUAUUUUGAUUUAUAUUAUUAUGCGGUUCCGGAUUAUCAAAAUCUUUGUUUAAAGAGCUCAAAUAAUUCUGGACAUGAAUGGAUUAACGUUACAAUCGCCGAAUCUAAUUAUAUCAGUGAUAAAUUUGGUAACUCGACUCAAACGCCAACCAGGAAUGUUUUUCCGCCUACACUAAAAAUCUAUUACAGUUAUGAAAAUUCUAGUAAUAAGACUGACUCCAACACUGAUCUUCCGGAUGAUAUUAUGUGUAGUUCAGAUCUUUUACACAUAGCAAAUAUUUAUAAUCAAUAUAUUGCUGAUAAUAAAAUAACUGAUGGAUUCAGUGUCGUAACGGCUCAGGUUGAUAAGUUGCUUAAAAAAAUAAGCACGACGUGUCCUAAUGCACCUACUAAUACAACCACGAGUCCAACUACUAACACUAACGUAACACCCGCUAAAACCCCUAAUUCCAUUUCGGAUGCUUUAAAA